AUGGCACACUCGCACAACAAACAAACAUCGACAAGCCACGUUCUACAAGGAGGGUCGCCGUGCCGCAAUGGAAAAGCACAUUCCGCAGGUAAUGACGAAGGCGAAACGCAUGGAAAAAAGGCACACAGGUCCUUCUUCAAACAAUUUGCAAUCCUUUUUGUUGUUGCUUGGAUCUGCUUAACGCAUCCAGAUGACUUCGAAACACAGGAAGAACAUGUGGCCAAAUUACGCGUACAUAACAGAGUUCCCCGCAGUUUAGCAAAAAUUAAAGCAAUUGCAUCAGAAAAUGGGCUUGAAUUAGAUCCGAUGGCAUUCGAACACUAUGACGGUGCCUACGACGAUGUCGACGAACCGUAUGCACCAACCUAUCAAUCCCCCCCAAAACGAAUAUAUUCUCGCAACCAAUGGACGACACCAAAAAAACGAUGUUAUAGAGACGGAGCAGGAACUAUUCUAAAAGAAUGGAAAAUAGUGGAGUACGAGGUACCACAACAAGUGCAUUAUGAAAGAAAGUGGAAAAUAGAACAUGAUGCAAGGGGAGAAGAAGUCCAUAACGGCGACGCAUUAUCUGCCGAUGUAGCAGUCGCCGAGUCAAUUGACAAGUCUAGCACAUCGCUUUCGAAGGUUGGUGCACAAGCAUCAUUGCCGCCAUCCCUACAAAAUAAGGCACAAAAUAAAAAAGAAAGUGCAAAAACGAAACAGGCCCCCACAGGAUCAUCGGGAAGGAGCGCAAGCACCGGAAGAACAAAGAAUGGAAGGCAGAAUGAAGCAGUUAACAUCAAAACCGGAAGAGGCUUUAGUAGACGGAAAUUGGCUAAAUAUAUUAUAUAUAGGUACUGCAAGUUCUUCGUUGUGGCUAUUGUCAUUUAUUGUAUAAUAAUCGUUGCUGUUGGCUCGAAGGCAAAAGUGCCGAAGAAAGUUUUGAAUGACAAAAUUUCAGCAGAAGAAGAUGAGAUACGAGUGGGACCGGAGAAAGCCGAAAUACCAGAACCAUCAGAAUUUGACCCUCAUACUGAUAUUGUAUACAUUUUGUAUGAUAUGGCUUAUGAUUUUUUAUAG
Molecule: messenger RNA, 1059 nt
Organism: Plasmodium fragile
Lineage: Eukaryota; Apicomplexa; Aconoidasida; Haemosporida; Plasmodiidae
Exons: 5
Coding region: 1-1059 (352 amino acids)
Source: RefSeq, a predicted model, not a curated record